Messenger RNA from Entamoeba invadens IP1, 2484 nucleotides. RefSeq lists its product as hypothetical. The annotation marks the transcript as partial. The record is from RefSeq and is a predicted model, not a curated record. Gene Ontology annotation, cellular component: membrane. The transcript has a single exon. Lineage: Eukaryota; Evosea; Mastigamoebida; Endamoebidae.
AUGACAUUAUCUGUUGAUGAACUUACUCAGAAAGUUAGUGAUAAGGCAUCAAAAGUGUUUGAUUCAUUCUUUAAGAUGUUAGAUAAGAUGAAAUAUAUCAUCAUCAUAUUUUGGAUUCUAGUGACUCUUGGCUUGUUAUAUUGUGUUUUUGGGUUCUUAAAGCACACUUCUAUGACUGUAACAGCCCCUAAAGGUACAUUAGGAUAUGAGGCCAAUGCACUCUUUAAGACAUAUUUUCCCGAUCAAGCCACACUUUCAGAUGGAGGAAUAGUAAUUCAACAAUAUGAGAAGAAAGAUGACAUCAACAACUCAUCUUAUUUACUUGACUUCUCUUUGUACUUGAAUGAUUCUUUAAUAAACGACAAAAAGGGUUAUUUAGUGAAGAAGAUUCAAGGAAGGUACAUCUCACCUCCCGAAGAUACCAUCUUCCAAACUUUAAUAAAUAAAUACAGUGGGAUCAAUAUGGUAUCUGGAGAUACAACACUGAUUGAAUUACAAUUAGAUUCUUCUGAGCCUUCUGCGUUAACGGGUAUAAUAAAGAGAACUCGUUUAUAUAUAGAUGAUUACAUUAAAGACAAUGGUGAUAAUGGGUAUCAUUUCUAUGUGACUGGAUAUGAUGCCCUUUCUUUAGAUCUUCAAAAUGAUGUGAUCAAGUCUUUAGAGAAGAUGGAAUUUAUAGUGAUGCCAUUAGCUCUUUUGAUACUCUUAUAUGUAGUCCAGUCUCCUGUAUUAUUAACUAUACCAUUAAUUAAUAUGGUAGUUAUCAUAGUAGUAAGCUUUGGUAUCAUGUAUCCCAUAUCACUGAAUGUUGUAGUGUUUGGGAUAACCCCAGCAAUGAUGUUAUCUGUUAUAAUGGCUUGUGGUAUUGAUUAUUCCCUUUUUCUACUUACUCGAUUUACAGAAGAGAUUAAUAAGAAGCAGAGUUAUUAUACAUCAGUGUCUAAUAUGUUAAGGUCUUCUGGAAGAAUUGUAGCAACAAGUGGGUGUGUCAUGCUCUGUUGCUUCUCUGUGAUAGCAUUCUUUCCAUUUGAUUUGAUCAGAUAUAUGGGCAUCGGGUGUGCGUUGGCAGUCACUUCGACAUUACUUGUCGACUUGACAUUAUCCCCCGCGUUGCUCUUAGCAUUUCCAAGAUUUUUUAAACUCCAAAGUUGUGUACCGUGUUCAAAGAAAUGUGUGAAAUACACUCAAAAGCGUGCUCGAUUCCAAGGCUUUGGAGAUAAGAUGUGGCACCUCUUUGCGACGUUUCAGAGUAAAAAGCCAGUCUCUCUAGCAUUACUCAUUGGUGGAUUUCUGAUCCUUUUACCAUUCUGUUGCUUCAUUUACAAAUUCAAGUGGACUUUAGACACCAAUCAAGUCGUUCCAAUAGACACAGAGUUUGAUAUUGGCUUCAAAACGAUUCAAAAAGCCUUUCCUCCAGGAGUGUUAUAUCCAAUGAAUUUACUCAUUCAAAACAACUCACAAAAAUUGAAUUACAACUCAGAAGAGUUCUAUCGAUUUUCUACUGAGUUAGUUAAUACUUUAGUAGUCGAUAUGAAUUAUGCAUUUGAUAACAAUUCAUAUAUCGCUUUCAACUCUGCGGGGGCUAAAGUGGCAUCUCCCGAGUUAUUAAGUCAAAUGGAACAUAUGGCUGGAUAUGUAGAAUUUACUCAAGACUAUAUUUCAAGUGACAAUAACUUGAUUGUAUCUCGAUUGAUUAGUACAGUAGAUCCGACUAAUAACUCCACUCAACUUGUCGCGGAUAUUCGAGCGCAUUUGACUCAACUUGAAAGCAAAUAUGGGUACACUUUAUUACUGCAAAGUUUAACAAUAGAUGGCGUUGAUUGUGUGAACAUGUCGAUGCGAUAUUUUGGAGUCGUUGUAAUCGCAUUGUUCAUAGUAAUUUUGCUGUUAGUCCUUCUCUUCUUCAAAUCACUAAUGGUUCCUGUUCGAGUCGUUCUAACGACUUCCUUAACUGUACUCUUUGUAUUUGGAAGUGCGUCUUUUGUGUUUUGCACUGAUUACUUUGACUUCAUUCCUGAUGUCAAAGCGAUAGAUGGACUCUAUUGGGGAGUUCCUUUAGUCUGUUUACCUAUUAUAUGUGGUCUGUCAUUAGAUUAUGAUAUCUUUCUGUUCAGUCGAAUCAAAGAAUAUCGAGAGAGGAAAUUCUCGACAACGGUAGCAACUGUAUUUGGUGUAGAAAGGACUGGCUAUUUGAUAACAUUUUGUGGUAUUAUUAUGGCAAUAGCAUUCUCCGGUCUUUUCAUGAGUGACAUUUUGUGUUUAAAAUUAUUUGGCUUUAUAUUAACUCUAUCAGUGCUCGUGGACACUUUCAUAGUGAGAACCUUAAUAGUCCCAUCUUUCGUACAUUUGUUCGGAGAGGCAAAUUGGUGGCCAAUUAAAUAUGAAAUCGAAGUGACUCGAUAUGAAGAUGCUUGUGAUCAUAACAUGUACGAUCACUUGGAUGAAGAAUCUUCUUCUUCAUCUUCGUCAACUCGUGAAGAGUUU